Molecule: messenger RNA, 762 nt
Organism: Vicia villosa (hairy vetch)
Lineage: Eukaryota; Viridiplantae; Streptophyta; Magnoliopsida; Fabales; Fabaceae
Product: UBP1-associated proteins 1C-like
Exons: 1
Coding region: 1-762 (253 amino acids)
Biological process (GO): rRNA processing; negative regulation of transcription by RNA polymerase II
Cellular component (GO): nucleolus
Molecular function (GO): zinc ion binding; DNA binding
Source: RefSeq, a predicted model, not a curated record
AUGUUUGGGAGAGACACCGUUCAAAAUCACACUCAAUGUAUUACUGAAGCGGAGAAGUAUGGUCCGAAAGGCCAAGGUAAAGCUUUGAAUGGUUCAGCUGCCAAGUCGGGCAAAGAUAAGAAGCAAAGGCCAGAGGUUGAUAUUAAUGUGGGUUUAUCUAAUUGUCCUCCUUGGUUCUGUAGUUGUUGCAAUACAAGAGCUACAAGCCAGCAAGCGCUUCUUCUCCAUGCUGAAGGAAAGAAACACGGGGCAAAAGCCCAAGCAUUUCAUGCUUCGCAGCAGCCAUCCGUCCAGGCAGAGAAACAUGCCCCUGAUGCAAAGGAUGCAGUAGAGGCUGCUUCUGAUGGUGUAGCGAAGAAAGAUGGCAUCAAUGCGGAGCAUCCCAAAUUGCAAGAGCCUUCUGAAGAAAAUAACUUGAAACCAGCGAGUGAAGUUUCUUCAGAAAAGAAAAAGAGGAAACUUGAUGCAACAAAGGGUGGUCUUAUUAAAAAAUGCAAGAUUGACGCUUCUGUUGACACAAAAAAUGACGAAGUAAUUCUAGGCGAGAAGACUAAAGAUAGGAAAAUAAAAUGGAAGAAGUUUAUCAAAGCAGCCUUGAAAUCUCAUCCUGGUGGAUUGAAGAUGAAGAAAAUGAGAAAAGUUGUAUUCAAAGCGCUGCAAGAAUCUGGCAUUGUAGUAAAUGAAAAUGAAUUGAGUGACACCCUUGAUCAGAAUAUAAGUUCUAGCUCUAAAUUGCAGUUAAAAAGAAGUUUGUUUGAUUAG